Messenger RNA from Trichoderma gamsii, 774 nucleotides. RefSeq lists its product as hypothetical. The coding region runs from base 1 to 774 and encodes 257 amino acids. The record is from RefSeq and is a predicted model, not a curated record. Gene Ontology annotation, molecular function: flavin adenine dinucleotide binding; oxidoreductase activity. The transcript is spliced from 2 exons. Lineage: Eukaryota; Fungi; Ascomycota; Sordariomycetes; Hypocreales; Hypocreaceae.
AUGGACGAAUUCUACACAACCAACUGGCCAAAUAGUAUCACUAUCGACAGUACCUGGGCGUGUGAUCUCCGCCAAAAUAAAACAAAAGAUGCUAUUCGGUUCAACAUUUCGUUUGAUGGCAGCAGACUCAAAUACGAGAGGCGAAGAGCACUACCCGAGAAAUCGACGCGCUUCCUUUACGAGACUCUCGUGAACCAGUGGCUGGAGGAGACUGAACGAUCUUAUCCGACCAAUCAAUCUUACGAACUUUACAGCUCCUUUGUGUUCAAGAAUGACGAUAAAGAGAAUAUUGGAAAAGUUACUAGCGCCAUUAGCGAGCUGAUGAAGGAAUUCCGACAACAGUUUGCUGGAGAGGAAGUGAAUUUUCUCGUCACCUGGAUUCAUUCCGGUGGCAAGGCAACAGAAAGGAAGCCAACCGAUUCUGCCUUUUUCUGGCGCGAAGCUGUGUUCCACACAUAUGUCACGGUUGAAUGGAUGGACAAAUGGAUGGAAAAAGACAUGAGAUUUUUCCUUGCAAAGGUUAAGACAGCUCUGCGGCCGCUCUCUCUUAAAGGAGAGGCUGCUUUUGUCAAUUUUCCCGACCGCGACUUUUCAACAAAGUCUUUCGAGAGGGCUUAUUUCGGCGACAAUUGGGAAGAGCUGCGGUUGGUUAAAGCAAUGUGGGAUAAGAAUAAGCUGUUCCGAUUUGCUCAGGGUGUUCGCCUGCCAGGUGACCCGGGAGAAGACCCGGAUGAAGAGAAAGACAAGACUGACAGACUUGCAAAUGAACAAUGA